AUGCCAAGUAUCAAGGUUGUUUUCAGCACCAAUGACACUUUCGACGGUAGGGAUCUCUCCCGGAUUUGGCAGCGCGAGAAUGCUAAACACAAAGCGCUGGUUUUAACCCAACCAGAUUACCAAUUCCCAAAACUACAAUAUUCGUCGUACGCCGACGAUAAACUUGAGAAGCCAGUUGUCAUUCAAGAUCUGAAAUGGUCUAACGACGGUACAUCAAUUGUAUCCGUGUCCAAUGACAGCGGGGUUAGACAGUACUUGGUUCCCGAGGCGACCAGUGACUGUACACCUGAAUUAGUCCCCUUUACAAGGGUCUUCAAAAAUAGGUCUAUUGUAUCGAGCUGCAUUAGCCCGAGGUAUUCUCUGUACAACGAGAACACGUCCGGUAAUUUUGUAUUACUAGGUUCGCGGGAUAUCCCCAUUCAGCUGUACGGUCUAUCUGCUGGUAGUGAAGAACAGGUUAAUUUCAGUUACAGUACGCUGGAUCAGUUGAACGAGAAUUACAAUGUACCUUAUUCUUUGCACAUUUUCCCGAGGGCCGCUGACGACCGGUUCUACAUGGGUUCCACUAGAAACAGAGUAUCUGUUUACGAUAUGAACCGUGACAAGCCCCUGUUGGAGUUGCAAUCGACGCGCCGCCAGUGCGGGAAAUCCGCGUCCCACAAGUCUAUCGUGUCCUGUUUCAACGACACGAAGGUCAAUAACAUGGUCGUAUUUGGCAACUACCACAACGAGUUGCACGGGCUGGACGAGCGAUGUUGUGAGCUCACCCAGCUCGCUAAGUCGCACGGGGGUAACGGGAUUUACCAAGUUUUAACAAGUGAGAACGGACACUACUGCUACGUUUUGAAGAGGCACUCGAGUGAAAUCAGCGUCCUCGAUGUGAGACAGUCUUUCCAGAGGGUCAACUCUCUGAAACUUCCCGAGACGACCCGGAACCAAAAACUGUACGCUACAAACUGCCCAGAUAAAGGCAUACUCAUGGGCACCCCCAGGGGGACAAUAUGCUGUUGGGACCGACUUGUAGUCGAGUUUGGCGGCAUUGACGUGAAGGCAACAUCCCCAGAAGAAAACCUACCCCACUGCACACCAACAGAAUACACUUUCCUGCAAGAAGACACCAACAACACCAACAUAACGGAGGCAUCGAGGAUCGGAAUAGCAGCGACCAACGCAUCCGACCCGCUGUCGAUGGCCUUCAGUUACAACGCUGACAAGUUCAAAACGACGACCGCUACAGAAAGUGACACAAAAUCGGGCUUCGUAAUUACCGAAUUCGGAAACGAGCGAUGA
Messenger RNA from Huiozyma naganishii CBS 8797, 1290 nucleotides. It is a transcript of the gene SWT21, whose product is annotated as Swt21p. The transcript has a single exon. The record is from RefSeq and is a predicted model, not a curated record. Gene Ontology annotation, molecular function: protein binding. Bases 1 to 1290 code for a protein of 429 amino acids. NCBI's taxonomy places the organism in Eukaryota, Fungi, Ascomycota, Saccharomycetes, Saccharomycetales, Saccharomycetaceae.